Plasmodium reichenowi is the source of this 940-nucleotide messenger RNA. RefSeq names its product rifin. The record is from RefSeq and is a predicted model, not a curated record. The transcript has a single exon. Lineage: Eukaryota; Apicomplexa; Aconoidasida; Haemosporida; Plasmodiidae. The annotation marks the transcript as partial.
AAUGGAAAAUUUUAAUAAACAGACACAACAGAGAUUUCAUGAAUAUGACGAAAGGAUGAAAAAUACACGCCAAAAAUGUAAAGAUCAAUGUGAUAAAGAAAUACAAAAAAUUAUUUUAAAAGAUAAAUUAGAAAAACAAAUGGCACAACAGUUAACCACAUUAGAAACAAAGAUAGAUACCGAUGAUAUACCUACAUGUGUCUGCGAAAAGUCGAUGGCGGACAAAGUGGAAAAGGGAUGUUUGAAGUGUGGAGGAGUAUUAGGUGCGGCGAUGCCUGAAUUGGGUUCCAUAGGUGGAAGUCUUUUAAGUGCUUUAUAUGCCUGGAAACCUACGGCACUUAAGGUUGCUACACAAUAUGCCAUAGAUAAGGGUUUUGCUUUCGGUAAAGUUUAUGGUGAUAUUCACGGUAGGAAAAUAGUUAUUACAUUUUUAGAAAAAUUGGGUGUAAAAGAUUUUUGUCCUGAUUUAUUUGAAUCCAUUGGUACUACAACUGAUUAUUAUGAUGCCUCAAAGAUUGCUGGAAUUAUUCUUCAAAGAAAAAAUGAUAUGUGUUCGGCGACGGCCGCUAGCCAGGCGAAUAGUACUAUGUGCACAAAAUUUGAGAUUGAAUUUGGUCUACGUCUUACAAAUGGUACACCAACUGGUCCUCCACCAACUCAAGCUAUACCACAAACGAUAAAAGGACUUGUUGAAGAAGCUACACAAGCUGCUGAAGCACUUGCUGAGACUAGUGCUAAAGACGUUGCUGCUGAAAUCACAAAAGAACAGACUAAUGCGAUAAAUACUAUAUUUAUGAGUAACCAGACUGCUAUCAUUGCUUCCAUCGUUGCAAUUGUAGUCAUAAUUUUGGUUAUGGUGAUUAUUUAUUUGAUUUUACGUUAUCGACGAAAAAAGAAAAUGAAGAAAAAACUCCAAUACAUAAAAUUAUUAGAAGAAUAG